AUGAAACUAUACAGCCUCCCGUGUCGCACUCGUCGGCGAAAAUGCGAUGGGACACACCCACGUUGCCAGAAUUGUACCCUGCAAGGGCGUCGAUGCCAGUGGGGCCUCAAAGCCUCGUUCCAUCAAUCACGCAAUCUCACACUAUCACGCUCCGACGAAGCCGACCUUGCAAAAGCUCUGGAUCAUGAGAAAGGAUCGUUGCCCUCGCUAGGGCGUCAUUUGAAGGUUAUCGACGAGACGGAGGCAACCAUCCGAGAUUAUAGCUUCCUGCAGGAUACUUCCCCGCCACCAAGGAGCCCGGCAACCUCACAUGACCCGGGUCUGAGAGAGGUCGAAGGAGUCCGACCAUUGCAGUGCAGCACGGUCAGGGCUUUCGAAGAGCUGCAGGGAAGCUACACACUCGGUGGUAAUCAGCAUGGCACGGAAGAUGACAGUGUCAUGGAAAAUCUUGUGGCACGGCCAUCAAUUCAGGAUCUUGAUCCGACAGACAGCUAUCCGGCGACGCCGCCCUCGCUCGUGUCCAAUUCCAAGACCCCGAGCACAGGCAACGCGCACGGCCCGACCGCGAUCGGAGAGCCUAACGCUGGCACGCACGUUGCGCCUUUCUCACUCGGCAAGGCUUGUUCGGGGGACAUCUCCAUCCUGCCCCAACCACCGUCUCCUGUUUCCGAGUCAGAGAAACUUAGGCUCAUCAGCUUCUACUUGCGAGGAACAGGAACUUGGUGCGAGACCACCGACUCUGAUAGGCAUUUCACAGUGUUCAGUAUCCAUGAGAUGAUGAAGUCAUCGGCGUUCGUCGCAGCAGCAAUGUCUCUCGCCUCGCGGCACUUGGACCACCUUCAACGUAGACAUCGCUCCGUCACGCUGGAGCUAUACCAGCACACCAUUCGCCUGCUGCUCCGGCAAGACCCCGCCCGUGCUGAUUCUUCUAUUCUGGCAACAUGCACACUACUUUGUGUCUACGAGAUGAUGGCAUCGGGUGUCGAUGAGUGGCGACGCCAUCUGAAGGGGUGUGCCGGUCUGCUCCAGUUGAAGAAGUGGAAUGGGUGUAGCCCUGGUAUUGUGAAGUCUUGCUUCUGGGCAUUUGCGCGGAUAGACGUCUGGGCUGCUUUUGUCACCCGCAAAACGACCCUCAUCUCCGCCCACUUCUGGAUGAACGAUAUGUCCCUCGAGUCGCUGGCCGCCAAGGGCAAGGUGGAUGACUAUUGUAACAUGGCAAACCUAAUUUUUGCGAAGAUCAUCAACCUCCUGGUGAAUUCUGUUGUCCAUAGCAAAAUUGACUUGGGUGAGUCGGUGGCGGCGCUGUGGGAUGAAAUGCAGCGCUGGUACCGGCUUCGGCCGCCGGUUGUCCACCCGUUGUUGCGACAGGAGCCUUGCCCUGGCACCGUUUUCCCCACGGUCCUACAUGCUCGGACAUCGGCCAUUUGUGGGAACACGUAUUAUCAUGCGGGCUCGAUUCUGCUCCUGCAGACAGGUGCUGUGCCGGUUACUCCUGACACCCAAAACGCUCAGGUCGAUGCCAUUUGGCAUGCACGCGAACUGAUGGGCAUCUCAACUUGUAAUUCCUCUCAUGCAAACUGGGUCAACCAUCUGCAACCCCUAUACAUCGUGGGGACUGUCUUCGCGGGGUAUUGCACGACCUCUCCGCCCUCGAAGCACACCCAUUCGCACAACGUGGAGGGCUAUCGGUCGGCAGCUCAGCAGCCAGUAAGUCCAGAUCUUAUGAAUCUUGCAGGAAACGAAGCCCUUGUCGCUCAGGAAUCAACCGUGGUAGAGGAAUACGCCACCGAGAAGAUCUUGUUGCUGAAACAUCUCUCGCGGAUCGAAGCUGAAACCGGGUGGAAGACUUCUGAUCGUGCGGCUGAGCUGAGGGGACUCUGGGGUCUCGGGUAG
Messenger RNA from Aspergillus aculeatus ATCC 16872, 1893 nucleotides. Its product is annotated as Zn(II)2Cys6 transcription factor. Lineage: Eukaryota; Fungi; Ascomycota; Eurotiomycetes; Eurotiales; Aspergillaceae. Gene Ontology annotation, molecular function: zinc ion binding; transcription cis-regulatory region binding; DNA-binding transcription factor activity, RNA polymerase II-specific. The coding region runs from base 1 to 1893 and encodes 630 amino acids. The transcript is spliced from 8 exons. The record is from RefSeq and is a predicted model, not a curated record. Gene Ontology annotation, biological process: positive regulation of transcription by RNA polymerase II. Gene Ontology annotation, cellular component: nucleus.